Helobdella robusta is the source of this 519-nucleotide messenger RNA. RefSeq lists its product as hypothetical. The coding region runs from base 1 to 519 and encodes 172 amino acids. The record is from RefSeq and is a predicted model, not a curated record. NCBI's taxonomy places the organism in Eukaryota, Metazoa, Annelida, Clitellata, Rhynchobdellida, Glossiphoniidae. The transcript is spliced from 3 exons.
AUGAAUUUUGAAAACAGAUGGGUCUUGAGAUCCGCUUUGAACUUCGCAAUUGAUGGAGAAGUAGUCAGAGAAGUACGUAGAGAGUUCCAGAGAAAAGGACCAGAAAAAGCAGAAGCAGACUUGGAAAAAGAGUGUUUAACACGAGUUAAGAAAAAGCGAGAAGAAGAAGACGAUCGUAAACCGGGGCGUUUAGUAUUUUUACAGCACUUAAUCCACGUAUGCACAAAUACGAGGAUGGAAAUGAAGGCAAGAAUCGUUGAACAAAUGACCACAAUCCCGAGUACAACAAAGGGAUUUGCUUUUGUAGCCAAAUACAUUUCUUUGCGUCUGGAAGAUUUUGAGUUUUGUUCACAAAUUGACAAUAAAGUUGAUGGGUAUCCGCAUAUGAGCAAUCACAUGAAGUUAAAAAGAAAAAGAACGGCGUUCCUAACUAUGCUCAGCAAAUUGACCUUGUCAUUUAUUGACGGUCUUUGCUGUGACCAAUCAAAUUGGAAAUUUAGUUGUUUUGAAAAGAAAUAG